This is a messenger RNA of Adelges cooleyi (spruce gall adelgid), 1394 nucleotides long. RefSeq lists its product as uncharacterized. The record is from RefSeq and is a predicted model, not a curated record. Lineage: Eukaryota; Metazoa; Arthropoda; Insecta; Hemiptera; Adelgidae. Bases 180 to 974 code for a protein of 264 amino acids. The transcript is spliced from 3 exons. Gene Ontology annotation, molecular function: calcium ion binding. Gene Ontology annotation, biological process: negative regulation of protein sumoylation.
CUGUGCUUACCAGUCGUGAGUACAUUGGUUGCUGGCUGAAAUGUGUGUUGCUAUGCUGAAAUGGCUGCGAUAACAACCGUCUCAGACUUCAGUUGUUUUUCAGCUUUUCACGAGCAAACGACAUUUUUGUUGGAAAUACAGUUUUUGCGUUUCAAGUAUUAUAUCUAAUAUUCUGAAAUAUGUGCUCUAUGGAGAAGAUUUUGUGGGCCGGCGGCGCCGUUCUAACGGUAACUGGCGGCGGUUACCUGCUCUAUAAGGCCAAAAAGAAAUGGUGGGACGCGGCACCGGUAGAACUUGCACCGGUUGAACUUACACCGGCUGAAUCCGCACCGGUAGAACCCGCAUCGGUAGAACUUGCAACGGCUGAACCCGCACCUGCAGAACCUGCACCGGUAGAACCCGCAUCGGUAGAACUUGAACCUGUAGAACCCGCACCGGUAGAACUUACAUCGGCUGAACCCGCACCGGUACAACUUGCACCUGUAAACCCUGCACCGGUAGAACCCGCAUCGGUAGAACUUGAACCUGUAGAACCCGCACCGGUAGAACUUACAUCGGCUGAACCCGCACCGGUACAACUUGCACCUGUAAACCCUGCACCGGUAGAACCCGCAUCGGUAGAACUUGAACCUGUAGAACCCGCUCCGGUAGAACUUGCACCGGUAGAACCCGCUCCGGUAGAACUUGCACCGGUAGUACCUGCGUGUUACUACCACGACAGAUACGGGUCGGCGGCGCACAGAUGUCGUCCUCCGUGCGGCUACAGGCCAACUGAGGCAGGACAGCCGGAGCCACCGUGUGUGUACCACAGGCGACAUGGCGCGGAUGCAGUAAACUGCAUACUGCCGUGUGGAUUUGCAGGAGUGCAGGAGUACGGCAUAGGGGAGCCCGUACCAUAUUGCAUAUACCAUCGACGGUUCGGUCCGGAGGCGGUGAACUGCCGAGCCCCAUGUGGCUUUAGGGCCAUACACUGAGACUUUCAGGUGUGGAAAAACGGCCGUACUAUCAUGUUGGAGACCACUACAAUUAUUAGUUGUCUACGGCCGCCGUGUUUGAACCCAUCACGUUGUUUUUUCUCUCUAUCUAUUCAAGCUGUCAUCCCUGUGGUCGCAUUCAUUUUGUUGACCGCCGUCUCAGCCAUCCUCGCCGUGGCCGUCAUUCAUGUGGUUGGCCGUCGACUAAGUUUUGUAAAUUAAUAGUUAUUUAAGUUUAUGUAGAAAAAUUGUCCUGUUUAUUACCUUUCUCGUGAAAACCUUAGUGAUACUAAUACACUUAAUUAAUGAUCACCUAAUAAAUAUGUACUGUGUUAAUACGGAUGUUAUUGUUUAAUAUGUUAGGGAACUCGGGGCAAUUGCCCUGAUGUCGAAACACUUAAGCUAAAAUAUUAUGUACUU